Molecule: messenger RNA, 3420 nt
Organism: Toxorhynchites rutilus septentrionalis
Lineage: Eukaryota; Metazoa; Arthropoda; Insecta; Diptera; Culicidae
Exons: 8
Coding region: 254-3328 (1024 amino acids)
Source: RefSeq, a predicted model, not a curated record
CAACUUAUGAAAUCCCACUGAUAACUUCAUCAGUAGCGUAAACGACUGCCUCGUCUACUAAAUUUUUAAGUGUUCGGCGAAACUACAUGUGAAAAUUAUUGUUUGCAAUUCGACGCCUCGGAUUUUGUUAUCUUCUGAAACAUCUGUUCGUCAGGAUUUUCUCAGCCAGCUGUAUAGAGAUGUGAAAGUGGAAUAUUACAAAGAGUGGAUGGAGCUCUGGUGACGAAGAUACAAAUGCUACAUUAAGCUGAAAAUGGAUAGUUUACUAUUCCAAAUUUCAUCUUUUACGCUGCUUUUCGGGCAGUCCAAUGCUAUUCCUGUCCACAAACGAGCUUUUGGCGAGUGGAAUGUUGCCUUACUAGGAGUUUUGUCAUGUAUUGGAGUAAGUGCAAUGAUUGGCAUCUGUGUUUUCUGCAAGAGGAAGAAGAAAGGACAAUUCAAGAAGUUUGAAAAUGAUGGACAGAUAGAGGAAGUAAAAAAUACGGAGUAUCCUAUCUUGAAAUCGCUCAAUUUGGUAGAAACGAGAAGGUCGGGUACAAUCAUUUCGAGUAGCCCUACUAACUUAUCAACUGACAACCUGUUGGAGCAAACAAUUCGAAACGAGUCUUUAUCUUCUCACGAACUUGAUGGCAUCGUCAACUAUCAUUUGUUGCAAUAUCAGCAUGAGGCUGUUCCGAACAGUGAAGUGGUGCACCACAUUAGAACAGAGAACUCAAUUAUUACUAGUCGGCAAAUACCUACCGAAUUCGGCGAUAAUGACUCCAAUUCUUACAUAGCUUUAUCUAGCAGAGAUUCGUUGAGCUCGACAUCGCCGUUACCUGGUACAAAAACAAGCUGCUCCAUAGAACCAGAAACAGCUUCUUUGAAAAAUUCCACUGAUUUUGGAGAUGUGAAACCGUUGAUGGAUCGUCUCUCGAAUCAAAUUGAAAUUGGUAUUGGAGAAGUAGAUGAAUUGAGUCAGGACGAUAUACUGCAACAACCAACACGGUUAGAUGAUGUUACAAUUAGCAUUAGUGAUAAGACGAGUUUUUACGAUGAACCCAUAUCUGCCAUGGGCACGAUGAAGGAAACCGGAGCGCACGUGGACGAAACUCCAAUGGAUAGUUUGGACGAAAAUACAUCCAUUACCGAAACUAAUAGCAUUGAGGAAGCCUUACGCGCUCUAGAUCACGCUAUUGACGGAGAAGAUCAAUUUAAUGAAUAUGAAGAUGAGCGUGAUGUUCUGAAAUAUCGUGAAACUCAUCUGGAAGAAUUCAAUGAAAAUAAUAAUGGAGAACGAGACGAGUCCUGUAACGAUAAUAAUUGGUUUUUCGAUGACCGAAUCGACCAGAUUUGUGUUAAUGAAGAAGGGACUCCGGAUAUUUUGCGUGAAGCUGUACGUGUAGAAGCUACUAAAAUGGUAGACGAAGUUCUGUUAUUAUGCCAAAGCCGUUAUAAAGAGAUAUUGGAAAAUGAAAACUUGAAGUUGAAAAACAACAUUUUAUUAGAAGAUGAUCUCGGUGAUUUUAAUACUGAUAUCGUAAUGAAAAGCAGUACACCUUUCAUAGUAAGACAAACAAAUAACCUAGCAAGUAGAGAGUACGGAAUAAUUAAACAAUCUCUGUUCUGUGAUGUAAAUGAGACCAAUUGUAUGAGGUCAGUUUUUGCUGAGUUAGAUGAAACGAUUGAGGAUACCGUGCAUCUAGAAUGUGUACGAGACAAUGGUGGUAGCAGUAUUGAUGAAACACAUAUGGAUUUUUCUGCUGUUACAAAAGAAUUAGAUGGAGAUCUCGAACAAGUAUAUCCAUUAAACAACACAGUCACUAUGAAGACAUCUAAAGUGACGCACGCUCUUGGGGCUACAUUCGAUUUCGAACAACAAGAUAUUGGAGAUAGCCUACCGGAAAUAAUGAUCAAUGACGCCACAGAAGACGCUGUGUCGGAUAAGCAAGCUGCUACUCCAAUGAAUACGCCCAUUGAAUUGGCGUGUCCAUUGACUGCCGAUUGGGAUAAAUGGCUGUCGACCAGUUCAUCAGUGUCAAUGUCUUGUGAAGACGUGCACGGUCAAGGAGAAACUGCUUACUUCACUAAUCGUACGUAUGAUGAGGGUUGGUUCCUUCAUACCCAGUCCGUUUGUGAAGGCAAUGAUACUUUCGACGUUGAUACCGAUCAGGAGAAUCUCGAUUCAACAUACGAUUUACUGAGGAAGCAGUUAGCGGAAGUGUUACCACAUGCACAGGGUGCCAAAGAAACAUCCGAAAAUUUUGAAGAAAGCGAUAGUAGUCCGAAUCGUUAUGGAAUCCAGUAUGGUACUUUGGAUGAGGCUAUGAGUGCACCGUUAACGUCUGUGGCGAAGGAUAACGAAAUAUUAAUCAAUUAUAAGCGAACACUGUCGCCCAUAAUGGAGGAAAGCGAAGAUGAAUCUUGCAACAAUAAAAUUUCUUGUCACAAGGAAUCUUCCAACUAUGUAGAAAGCACUAGCACUGGGUGUAUGGAAUCACUCACAGCGAUGGGUGUUAAAAAAACCUUGAUGGCUUCCAAUGAUACCCUAUUCAAUUUUGAAGAUGUGCUGGAUGAGAUUCUAUCACCUCGUAUACCGUCACAAUCACACACUCCAACUAAUCGUGAUCGAGAAACUGUCGACAAUGUUCACCAAUCACCGCUGUACGAAAUAACAAAUGAUACUGCAAGUAUAACUGAAAGUGUACAUGGGACAAAAAGCCUUGAAUUAUUGCCGCAACGAUCACGCGAUUCGCCACUUAAUUCACCAGUCGAACAAACAAAAGUGGAUUUUUCUCAAGAAUCUACAUUCACAUUUGAUGAGAAAACUUGCAUUUCCCUGAGCAGACCUAAUGACGAAGAUGAAAGGAUUUCAGAUAUAUCAGAACCGGCCCUAGUAUCGUCAUCCUCGCUCCUCACAAAGCAGAAUGACAGCAAUAGUCUUAAGGUUGAGGAGACUGCUUCAAUUCAAGAUGAUUCCUUCAAUGAUAUCCUAGAAAAGGAAAAACCUUUGGAAAACGAACAGUAUAAUCAUUUUUUAGAUUUACGUAAUGCUGCAGAAUCCACGGUGAAUCUAGAACCACCCGAACCGGAUGAGAAUUUUGAUCCUGCUUCUAGCUUAGGCAAUGCUAUACAUGACACAGUAUAUCUGCAAAACAAACUGAAUUUAGAAAAUACAUACAGCAACCGAAGUAUAGAUGAACAAGCUGUAAUCGAAUCCAUUGAUCGAUUUUUGUUAAAAUCCAGGAACGUUAGUUUGCCAGACGACAAAAGUACAAAUACUUUAGUUAAUGGCCAUCUAAGUAGUGCUAAGUUGAACAACAGAUCUGAUGGUAAAACCUUUGUAUAAACUAUGAUAAUUAAGCAUAAACUAUACAUUAAUCAUGUUGUAGAAUAUAAAAAUAAAAAAGAAAAUAAACACCGCUGUUAGAUAUUUAUUAA